This is a messenger RNA of Naegleria lovaniensis, 963 nucleotides long. RefSeq lists its product as uncharacterized. The coding region runs from base 1 to 963 and encodes 320 amino acids. Lineage: Eukaryota; Heterolobosea; Eutetramitea; Acrasida; Naegleriidae. The record is from RefSeq and is a predicted model, not a curated record. Gene Ontology annotation, biological process: transport. Gene Ontology annotation, molecular function: transmembrane transporter activity. The transcript is spliced from 4 exons.
AUGAGCUCUUCUCCCACUCCGACCACCAUCGCAGUGGCCAUCAACAAUCAUUCACAACAACAACAACCGAAAUCUGAAUAUUGGGCACACAUCAAAGGAUUCACUGCAGGUGUCUGUAGUGGUGUUGCUAAAUUAGUUGUUGGACAUCCCUUCGAUACUGUGAAAGUUCGUUUACAAACAGAAGGUUAUCAUGGCAAAUUCUCUGGUCCCAUCGAUUGUCUCGUUCAAACUGCUAAAAAAGAAGGACUUCCAGGUCUCUACAAGGGAGCUCUUGUUCCCUUAUUUGGAUGGUCCGUCAUGGACAGUGUCUUGUUGGGCACCGUGACCUAUGUCCGUAAAUUCAUUAAGGAAAACAUGCAUCGAGAGGAACCUAAUUAUCAACUUUCCAUUCUUGAUCAUUCCAUUGCUGGAUUUUUCGGAGGAAUGGCAUGUAGUUUCGUAGCCAAUCCUAUUGAACAAAUUAAAUCUCGACUCCAAGUUCAAUAUAAUUGGGAUGCUUCUACACAACGAUACAAGGGACCAUUUGAUUGUAUGAAACAAUUAUGGAGAAAUCAUGGUAUUGUUGGAUUCUAUACGGGAAUGACUGGAACGUUAUGGUUUCGUUCAUUUUGUUCCAUCUAUAUUGGAUCGUAUGAAUAUUUUAAACUAAAAUUGGCAAAUUGGAAUUCUCAUUCAUUGCCAACGAGUGUGAUUAAUUUUGUGGCGGGAGGAAGUGCUGCUACGGUCAUGUGGAUUUGUUGCUUUCCUGCAGAUACUGUGAAAAAUCGAAUCAUGUCUCAACCUGAUGUUCCCAAAGCCGAGUUGAAAUAUAAGGGUUUAUUGGAUUGUGUGAAAAAGAUUUAUUUUGAAGAGGGAGGACUGAAAGGAUUUUAUCGUGGAUUUGUACCAUGUUUGUUGAGAUCAUUCCCAACGAAUGGAGCAUCGUUUUUGGCUUGGGAAUUGGCCAUGAAAUGGUUGCCUUAA